This is a messenger RNA of Medioppia subpectinata, 548 nucleotides long. The record is from the annotation of a GenBank genome assembly. Lineage: Eukaryota; Metazoa; Arthropoda; Arachnida; Sarcoptiformes; Oppiidae.
AGUCAAUAUUUUUGACUCUAAUGAAUGAGUACACGGAUUGGAACCGUCCGGUCGACCACCCGAUCAACCUCUUGGACUCGACGGUCGAUAUACUGGGCGAUGCGCUCCGCGUCUCAUCGCUUAUAGAGAGCGGAGAUUUGCACUCAAAGUGGAUCUCCGCUCAGCCCAACCCUCAACACACCUCACAAUACAACCAUCACUAUCACCAGUCAUCACAACAACCGUCACAACCGUAUAUUUCGUUUAACGGGGGUAACGGUGCUGAUGGGGCUAAUGGGGCACUGCCUGGCGGACCGGGUGGUAGCGGUGGUGGCCGUAACGCCCGCAUCUAUUUCUAUGUCUUUGCAUAUCAGAGCGAAGAUGGUAAUAAGUUGCUGCACCAAAGGUUGGGUUGUAUGCACGGCGAAGAGUUGGCGUAUUUGUUUGGCGCCCCUCUCGCUGUCCAACUGCUCGGCCGACCCGUCGGUCACUUCGCCGCCAACUAUAGUAAGCCUGAGGUCACGCUCUCGGAGGCAGUGAUGACCUAUUGGACCAAUUUUGCCAAAUAU